AACUCACCGGAAAGGGAAACGGGAAAGAAGUGCUUGAUCAGUUUGCACAAGCGCUACGGUGGCCUGUGCCCAGACUUCGAACUUGAAACAUUUAAAGUACCUUUGAAAUUGUGCAGUUUCAUGAUCUCAAUGAGAACAUUUAUAAUAUCUUGAAUUAUGUCGCAUUUAAUGAAACACAGUUUCAUCGAACCAAUGUCAUCUUUGAAGACUGGUAUUAAGUAGCAAUAUUUAUCAAUUCACUCCAGUUAUUCUAACCUCGAUUGCAAAUUAAGCUGUGUAGUAAACAAACAACAUUGAGGUUCGAUGUGUUUACUAGAAGCAGUCGCGCAAGGGAUACCAGAUUUACUUCAAUGAGCUCUCCUUCAAAAAUGCCGUUCACAGCUGAUGCAGCAGCGCAUCAAAUACAGGAACGUUUGAAAAACAUACACAAUUUGGUGCAUGAAAUAGAAGAAGAACGCAACAGAUCAGAACAUAAUCUAAAUAAUAUCACAAAAGCUCAUGACAAAAUAACUCCAGAUGACAAAGUAUCGCCAUACUAUCAACAAAAACUCAAAAGCUUAUACAGCGCUGCAGUAUCUGAUGCCCAACAAGAAGAGGAACUAAUCCGGAAAGCAUUGGCUAAAAUAAAUGAAAUCAGAGCAAUUAGAAACGAACGUCGAAUCCAGGCACGCAACGCUGGUAAUAAAGAAACUAUACGAAGAGGUGCUCUGAUGAAAAUGCUAUUAAGCUCAGCACAAACUCUACCUUUGUAUGUAGGCAAAUCUCCAGGAGCUAAGCCCCCUCCACUUUGUGGUGCAAUCCCUGCUGAGCUUACAUAUAUAGCAAAGAUGGGUGAUAUGGUUGCUGCCUUAGUAAAAGGGUCAGAAGAAGAAGAGAAUUGGAUACUUGCAGAAGUAGUCCAGUACAAUCCCACAGCUAAUAAAUAUGAAGUUGACGAUAUAGAUGAGGAGCAGAAAGAUAGACAUGUUCUUUCGAAACGCCGCGUCGUUCCUUUGCCCUUGAUGCGAGCGAAUCCAGAGACAGAUGCACACGCACUUUUUCCAAAAGGAUCUAUAGUGAUGGCACUAUAUCCGCAAACAACUUGCUUUUACAAGGCAGUCGUCAAUCAACUUCCAACUACGGCUACAGAGGAGUAUGAGGUACUGUUUGAGGAUGCUACCUAUGCAGAUGGCUAUUCUCCACCCCUGAAUGUAGCACAACGUUAUGUUAUAUCAAUCAAAGAGAGUAAAAAGAACAAGAGUCAAUCGUGAAUAGUUUUAACUCGAUUCUCAAAACUUAUAAUGAUGCUAAUAUCUGGAAAAAUUUUGCGAAAAAAAUCUAUUGUUUCAAUCUUUUUUAGCUGACAAAAAAAAUACUUUGAAUAUGAGGAUUUAUUGCGAAUGUAUCCAAGACUCAAACUGUAAAUAAUUAAUGUUGAUAAUAUUUUACGUAAAAGAUUUUCACUAAUUACCUAUUUGACAUCUCCACGAACUGGUUUAUGCAUAAGGAUUCUUUAUUUGUCCACUCAAUCAUCUUACAUUUAUUUUUUAACAUUUUUUUUUCUUAUCUAUUUUUUCUUAUUUUUCUUUCCUAUUGAGAAAUCAAAAUUGUUCAUGAAUUUGUGUUAUGUCGCUGAAUCGGAGGUGAUGCUGCACCGCACCUGCAAAAUACUUAGCGACAUGGGAGUAAUGUGGGUAAUUAGGACUUUCGGUCUCUAACAAGGAUACCAAUGCUUUUUUUUAGUUCUUCACGCACUCCGAAAUAUAUCAAGUUCAUCAGUUAAUAACGGUCCGUCAUUUUACAAAGUAGAAUUCAACACGUAUGGAGAUUAAAUUAAAGAAUAUAUCAUUAGAAUGUUCUGAUUAAAUGAAAGUUGCCAUCACACUAAAUCGUGUUACUCAAUUAUUCACGGUUCUAAGUCUAAAUAAAUCUUUAAGCAACUUCUAUUUAUCAGACGCAUACAAAAUUGAUGACUGAACUGAUUAACUCGCUAUUAAUUAUAACUACAUCACAUAAUUCUAUUCAUUCAGAUUGUAGUUCAAUGGAUUUGUUAUUUGUUUACCAGGACUUCAAUGUGCAUACAACUUGACAGAUGAUUUUUUUUCCUGUAAAAGUUUGGGUGUUGGGCAUAUUUGAAUUUCAGUUCAAAAGGAUGUCGCAGGAGACAAUUUUUGUGCGCAAAAUAAUACCUGCAUAGAUAAGUGGCAAUGAUGGAAUGCAGGUUCUCCAUUCACGUGUAUCAAUUGACAUGAACUGUAUUGAUACUUGGACAAAAAAAAAUUACUUGGGCAAAUUAUUAUCCAUGCAGAACUUGGAGUGCUCCAAAGCCAACGCAUGCUGUCAAUUUAUGAGCUCCAAAAAAUUGCAAUGAUAGUGUGACUUUAUAUCAAACUGCCUAGAGUUACUUUCGCGGCAACCUGAAUAUCAAUAAUAAUUACGACAAGAUCUCUUGACGUGAUUGAUAAAUUACUGCUGAGUAAUUAUGUUUUGUCGAGGAUUCUACUCUCGAUACAGAAAUAAUAUUCUACAAUACUGAGUCGAUACAUUAUUCACCAUUCUGUACGUGGUAUUCAUUUUUCUCAUGAUAGCUAAUUAUUGGUAGUAUUUAUAUCCGAAGAAACAUUUUCUUUCUUCUUGUGAGAAUUAUUUAUCGUACAUGAAUUCUAAUAUUGUCACGUUAGUAAAAUUUGAAGAUCUGUUUUUCCCUACAAAAAAUUAACGUGGAAAAUAUUUAGUUCGGUGAAAUGUAUACGGGGUGCUAAAAAAUGAAUUACUGCGAUUUUUUGCAAAUAAAUUGAACUACAAUUACGAAUGGUUUGCUGCUCUAGUAUUGAAGGAUUAUUUUUGUUUUUUUUGUUUUUUUUUCAAUUGGUUUUUUUUUUUUUUUUUGUUUCAAUAAAAUUA
Athalia rosae (coleseed sawfly) is the source of this 2883-nucleotide messenger RNA. RefSeq names its product SAGA-associated factor 29 (gene Sgf29). Gene Ontology annotation, cellular component: SAGA complex. The record is from RefSeq and is a predicted model, not a curated record. Bases 351 to 1250 code for a protein of 299 amino acids. Lineage: Eukaryota; Metazoa; Arthropoda; Insecta; Hymenoptera; Athaliidae. The transcript is spliced from 6 exons.